AUGGCGCAAUACUUUGUUCGGAAGGAAACUGCUGGAUCGAUUUUUUACAGAGUUACGGGGCUGUUACGUUCCGGACAGUUGAAAUGGAAAGAGAGACCAUUGUGGUACGACGUGUAUGUAGCUAAUCCGCCAUAUAUUGAACCUUCCGUAGGUGCAUCCUUCCCGAUCAGGAAGUUAUAUUACAAGGAAGAUAUUGCUAUGGCGCGAUUUUAUAAGCAAUUUCGUUCACUGGGAGCCAUUAAUAUCAGUAAUGAAGGGUCGCAAUCACUGUGUAAAAAAUUCACCGACCUCUACAAGACGGUCGAAAAAACGUGGCCUGAACUAAGUGAAAAUGAGCACUACCAGAAAACCUUGAUGAUGCUGAACGAAAAACUCAAUUUAAAAAAGCGGGAAAUAAGCGAAGAGAAGCCUAUCUCGUAA
Molecule: messenger RNA, 420 nt
Organism: Cercopithifilaria johnstoni
Lineage: Eukaryota; Metazoa; Nematoda; Chromadorea; Rhabditida; Onchocercidae
Source: the annotation of a GenBank genome assembly